Messenger RNA from Budorcas taxicolor (takin), 1017 nucleotides. RefSeq lists its product as uncharacterized. Gene Ontology annotation, molecular function: protein binding. The record is from RefSeq and is a predicted model, not a curated record. The coding region runs from base 1 to 1017 and encodes 338 amino acids. NCBI's taxonomy places the organism in Eukaryota, Metazoa, Chordata, Mammalia, Artiodactyla, Bovidae. The transcript has a single exon.
AUGGCAGAUUGGGCAGGGCUUCAGCAUGAUCUUGUAAUUGAGAUUGCUGAACGGGUUCCUUCCAUGGAGAGCUACAACUCUUUAGGUGCUGUAUGCAAAUCAUGGCGAGAUGCUGCUACAAAAGGCCAUCUCAACCAAAAAGCUUUCGAGGGGCCGUGGCUUAUGCACGCAGAGAAAGGAGAAGAGAAAGGGUCUUCACCAGAGCAGCAACAGCAGGAGGGAAUGCGCGAAUUUUCCAGCGUCUCAUUAGGCGGCAAGACUCGUAAGAUUUUCUUACCUGAAGCUAGCAAAAAACGUUGCUUAUCAUGCAGAGAUUGGCUACUUGUAGUCGCCGAAGAUGAAAUCCAAGCAUGUCUUUUGCAUCCAUUGUCGCGUGUUCAAAUCAAUCUCCCUAAACUUAAUAAUUUACCGCAUUAUGAUAGUAUGAUCAGUUACAACUUGCAUUUUGUCGAAAAGGUGGUUUUAUCUGCAGAUCCAAGUUCAACCUCUGACUUUAUUGUCAUAGUCAUAUGGGGUCGUCGUAACAGGUUGGGGCUUUGCAAGCCAGGAGAUACCUCCUGGACUGCCAUGGAUGAGUGGCUUGAUCCAUUUUUUGAUAUAGUCUAUUGCAAUAACAAGUUGUACGCAUUGGAUUGGGACAGCAGAGUUGUAACAUGUGAUGUUGAUGGACAAAAGUUUCACCAAGUCUUUGCUCUGCCACCACAACUUAUUCCAAAGAAGUACUUGGUUGAGUUUUGGGAGAAAUUUCUUAUUGUUUACAGACAUAUAGAUAUACAAGAAGAUUUCUAUAAAACUGAAGGAUUUACGGUUUUUGAGGUAAACAUAGAAGAUGGUACGUCAGUGGAAGUUAAGGAUUUGGGGAAUAAAGCUCUAUUCUUGGGCUAUAACUCUUCGUUUUCCAUCGAGUGUUCUGACUUUAAUAAUUGUAAGCCUAAUUGCAUAUACUUCACGGAUGAUAGCAUGGAUAUAUACUUAUCUUUUGAGGAGGGUGGUGGCAAAGAUAUGGGCAUCUUAUAA